CAGUUAUGUGAUGGACCUAUUGUUGCCUUCACCAUUCUGCACAAUGUUUACUGUAAUCAUGGGAUCAUCUAUGUUACACAACAGGGUACAUUGAAAAUUUGUCAACUUCCGUCUUUAUUAUGCUAUGACAACUAUUGGCCAGUACAAAAGAUUCCAUUGAAGGGCACACCCCACCAGGUCACUUAUUUUGCUGAGAAGAAUUUGUACCCACUUAUUGUAUCAGUUCCAGUUGUUAAGCCAUUAAAUCAAGUCUUAUCAUCUUUGGUUGAUCAAGAAGCUGGUCAUCAGAUUGAACAUGAUAAUUUCUCUUCUGAUGGAACCUACCCAGUAGAAGAAUUUGAGGUUCGGAUCCUGGAACCAGAGAAGUCUGGUGGUCCCUGGCAGAUCAGGGGUACGAUUCCCAUGCAAAGCUCUGAAAAUGCGUUAACUGUUCGCGUGGUUACUCUAUUUAAUACAACAACUAGAGAAAAUGAAACACUUUUGGCCAUUGGGACUGCCUAUGUACAAGGGGAGGAUGUUGCUGGACGAGGGCGUGUACUCCUGUUCUCUGUAGAGAGAAUUGCUGAGAGUUCUCAGACUACGAUUUCCGAGGUUUACUCCAAGGAGUUGAAAGGUGCUAUAUCUGCCGUAGCUUCACUUCAAGGUCAUCUGUUGAUAGCUUCUGGUCCAAAGGUUAUUUUACACAAGUGGACGGGUUCUGAUCUGACCGGGGUCGCCUUCUACGAUGCUCCCCCUCUUUAUGUCGUGAGCUUAAAUAUUGUGAAGAAUUUCAUUCUUCUUGGGGAUAUUCACAAGAGCAUUUACUUUCUCAGUUGGAAGGAACAGGGAGCUCAACUUACUUUAUUGGCCAAAGAUUUUGGCUCACUUGAUUGUUUCGCAACAGAAUUUCUAAUCGAUGGGAGUACUCUUAGCUUAACAGUUUCAGAUGAUCAAAAGAACGUACAGAUAUUCUAUUAUGCACCCAAGAUGUCAGAGAGCUGGAAAGGACAAAAACUUCUUUCUCGAGCUGAGUUUCAUGUUGGUGCUCAUGUUACCAAGUUUCUGAGGUUGCAGAUGCUUCCUACACCUGAUCGAACCAAUGUUGCUGCAGUCCCUGACAAGACAAAUCGUUUCGCUCUUUUAUUUGGGACUCUGGAUGGCAGUGUCGGAUGUAUUGCACCUCUAGAUGAAUUAACAUUUCGUAGACUUCAGUCCUUGCAAAAGAAACUUGUUGAAUCUGUGCCACAUGUUGCUGGAAUGAAUCCAAGAUCUUUUCGUCAAUUCCAUUCGAAAGGAAAGGCUCACCGGCCUGGUCCAGACAGCAUAGUUGACUGUGAACUUCUUUGUCAGUAA
Daucus carota subsp. sativus is the source of this 1332-nucleotide messenger RNA. Its product is annotated as cleavage and polyadenylation specificity factor subunit 1-like. Lineage: Eukaryota; Viridiplantae; Streptophyta; Magnoliopsida; Apiales; Apiaceae. The record is from RefSeq and is a predicted model, not a curated record. Gene Ontology annotation, cellular component: nucleus. Gene Ontology annotation, molecular function: protein binding; nucleic acid binding.